CGUGAAAGAGCUCAGUUUUGUGAAAAAACAAUAUUUUUUCUAAAAAUUGUAGUAAAAUAUAAUGAAAUUCUUGGUAGUUUGCACUCUAAUUUGGGUAUCCGUCCAGAGACAAUAUGUCUAUGAGGCAGCAGCUCAAACGGUCGAAGUGCAACGUUUCGAUGAAACCGCGGCAGAGAGCUUCGAUCAAGUUUUCAGUGCCUUUGAUGCUGAUAUUGGCGAGAGUGGUUUUGGCAACGCUAAGCCUCAACGCAACAACUGCAAAAGCCAAUGCUUUUGUGGUACAUCAAUCGGCAAACGCAUUGUUGGUGGCACACAUGUUCGCCAAAACAAAUAUCCCUGGACAGCCCAGUUGGUAAAAGGUCGCCAUUAUCCGCGUCUCUUCUGUGGUGGCUCUUUGAUUAAUGAUCGCUAUGUGUUGACUGCUGCCCAUUGUGUCCACGGUAAUGGUGAUGAGAUAACAAUCCGCUUAUUACAAUUGGACAGAUUAUCCCGGGAUCCUGGCAUUACCAGAAAGGUUGCCCGCACCAUUGUCCAUCCCCAAUAUAAUCCCAAUACAAUUGCCAAUGAUGUUGCCUUGUUGAAAUUGGAAUCCCCUGUAACAUUUAAUGACGAAAUUCGUCCCGUAUGUUUGCCACAUGCAAAUCAAACCUUUGAUGGCAAAAAUGCGAUUGUUGCCGGUUGGGGUCUAUUGGAGGGUGGUCAAACAUCGAACAAUUUGCAAGAAGCCAGCGUUCCAAUUAUUUCAAGCAAGGAUGCCUGUCAAGGUGACGGUGGUGGUCCAUUGAUGGUUAACGAUGGUCGUUUCGCAUUGGUUGGUGUUGUUUCAUUUGGCUAUGGCUGCGGCCAGGCUAAUGCUCCCGGUGUUUAUGCUCGUGUUACCAAAUUCUUGAGCUGGAUUAAAACGAACACCAAGGAUGGUUGUUACUGCAGUGCUUAAUUCACAUAUGGAGAUAUAUGAAUCAAAGCGAAUUGCCAAAAUUUAUAAUUUAUAAACUAUAACACGUAUUUCCAGAUUUCUCAGUAUUGUGUACUCUUGCAGUUCGCCCAACGUUAUCAUGUCCUCAACACCAUUUUGUGAUGUCAAAUGCAUUGCCUUGACAAUAUCUGCAUUUUGUACCCAAUACUGUUUGCCAUAGUCGUCG
Molecule: messenger RNA, 1142 nt
Organism: Musca domestica (house fly)
Lineage: Eukaryota; Metazoa; Arthropoda; Insecta; Diptera; Muscidae
Product: trypsin-1
Biological process (GO): proteolysis
Molecular function (GO): serine-type endopeptidase activity
Source: RefSeq, a predicted model, not a curated record